Molecule: messenger RNA, 1345 nt
Organism: Lycium barbarum (goji berry)
Lineage: Eukaryota; Viridiplantae; Streptophyta; Magnoliopsida; Solanales; Solanaceae
Product: protein PTST, chloroplastic
Exons: 9
Coding region: 165-1034 (289 amino acids)
Source: RefSeq, a predicted model, not a curated record
UGUAAAUAGCACAAUUAUAGUGAUCUUGGACGCAUUCCUUGAAUAUUACCCGAACACGUGUAUAAUGUGACACAAAUUUCUAUGCUGCUCUCUCCCACAGAGGAGCUGACCACCCCUGCACUCGCUCUUCCGAGUUUCAGCAUCUGGAAGGAAAGUCUUUAAUUAUGGAGUGUAACCUGCUUAAUUCACUUGGCCAAACCAACUUCCCAAGGUUCAAGGUGGAAAAUAUGGAUGGCGUUAGAGGAAAUAUGGCUUCAUGCUAUUCAAGAAUAGGUUUCCAUAGGAUGCACAAAUCAUUUUCUGUCCCCAAUUGGAAAUACAGUAUACCAUGUACCUCUUGGAAAAUAUCUUGUGCCCCUGAAAAUUUGGAGGAGGAAUUUUCAGUGGCAGUAUCGGAUAAAAUAGCAGAGGUUGGUCAGUCUGAUCCUGAAGAAGUUCUUGACCGACCUUUGAAAAGCGAUGAGUUGAAGUUACUGCUUGCCGAUGCUGAAAGAUCGAAGCUUCUCAAUAAAAUGAGUGAAGCCAAUCGAUAUAAUCGGUUGCUUAAGCGAGAGUUGCAAGCCAAGGAGGAUGCGCUGGUUAAUUUCAAAAGUGAGCUUUCAGUCAUCGAACUUGAGAUUCAGGGUUUGGUUAGAUUGGCUGAAGAAAUUGCUAAAUCUGCUAUCCCAGCUGGUUCAAGAAAAAUUAAUGGGAGAUAUAUCCAGUCGCAGCUGUUUUCACGUUUGGAAGCCAUACAAGAAAAAUUGAAGGAGCAAAUAAAGGACGUGGAAGCUGUACAAGCCAAAGAGGUUCCUUUAUCCUGGGUUGGGGUAGCAGAGAGUGUACAAGUAAUGGGUUCCUUUGAUGGUUGGAGUCAAGGAGAGCACUUAUCUCCAGAGUACACUGGCUCUUAUAUGCACUUUUCAGCUACAUUGUUUCUAAGACCUGGAAGGUAUGAAAUUAAGUUCUUGAUAGAUGGUGACUGGAAACUAUCCCCAGAAUUACCAACUACUGGAGAGGGGUUAACCAAGAACAAUUUAUUGGUCGUGGAAUAGCUCGUUUAGGAUGUAUAUCUGCUGAAAGUCUGCAUUCUGGGCUGCAAGAACAACUUAGUAAUUGUCGAAUUGCUCCUGUAGCACUCAGCAUGUCAUGUCUACCUGCCGAAGGUUGUGCCAUAGGUGUGAAAUGUCCGUCUUUGAGGAUCCAGAUCUCAAGCCUGUCAAUUUAUGUAAUGGACUAUUGGGAAAAUAUUUGUUUGAGGAAUGUUAAGUAAGCAAUGUUGUCAUUGUAUAUAUGCUAACUAUCGACUAGCUUUUAAGUCGUACUAAUGUAUAAGCUUCAGCCAUAAACGUGUUCAUUCAUCAUU